This is a messenger RNA of Miniopterus natalensis, 1838 nucleotides long. Lineage: Eukaryota; Metazoa; Chordata; Mammalia; Chiroptera; Miniopteridae. The record is from RefSeq and is a predicted model, not a curated record.
ACUGAACUCGAAUUGAUGGUGGCGAACGGAUUUCAUCACAGGCCACAGGUUUACAGCCAGGGUUUAGACAGUAAUGAUGACAGUGAAGAUGUUGCACUGUUUGAUGCAGAAGAGGAAACAGCUAAUCGACCCAAAAAAUCCAAAAUCAGACAUCCAGUGGCAUCAUUUUUCCAUUUAUUCUUUCGAGUCAGUGCAAUUGUAGUCUAUCUUCUCUGUGAAUUGUUCAGCAGCAGCUUUAUUGCCUGUAUGGUGACAAUUAUCUUGUUGUUGUCAUGUGACUUUUGGGCAGUCAAGAAUGUCACAGGUAGACUAAUGGUUGGCCUGCGCUGGUGGAAUCAUAUUGAUGAAGAUGGAAAAAGCCAUUGGGUGUUUGAGUCCAGGAAGGCAUCCCCUCAAGAUAAUAAAACUGUUUCAGAGGCUGAAUCAAGAAUCUUUUGGUUAGGACUUAUUGCCUGUCCAGUGCUUUGGGUGAUAUUUGCCUUCAGCGCUCUCUUCUCCUUCAGGCUGAAGUGGUUGGCGGUGGUUACCAUGGGUGUGGUGCUGCAAGGUGCCAACCUGUAUGGCUACAUCAGGUGCAAAGUGGGCAGCAGAAAGAACUUGACCAGCAUGGCCACGUCUUAUCUGGGAAAGCAGUUUUUAAGACAAAACACUGGAGAUGAUCAGGCUUCCUGAAGAGGGAGAGAAGCCCAUGUGUGCUGUUACACUGGGGAACAGCUGAAGAGAUUCUUGACCGAACCUUUUAGAGCUCACAGUACAUGCUGCAGAGAGGAGUGUUGUGUUUGUUUUUCCACUUAAAAUUUACUUUAAAAAAAAGGAAAAGUAGUUUUCAAAUUAAGUUUUUAUUUUGUUUCUAGCAUUUGGGUCUUGAAAAUAUGGUGUUGCUAGAAACACUGUCAGAAUGUGGUUCGUGGUGUACAUAUAUGUAUGCACGGUCGUGUAAUAUCCUUGUAUCACAGCUUGAUGAAGAUGUUUAUGUUCGUGUACACAUGUAAUAAAGACCUUUGCAUUCUGGUCCAUAGAACGUAGAAGGAUGUUCUUAAUCUCAUCUCCAAAUCUAUGUGUUUAUAUAUUUCUGUAGAUUAUUUUCAGAAGAAAGUUUUGCUUCCAUGGUAAGAGUGAGCACUUUGGCUUAUGUAUGUUAGAAAUAAUUGUUAAUUUUAUGACUUAAUAUAUACUUAAUGAUGAAACUUCUUAUCGUAGGCAUUCACAGGUAGAUAAAAACCAAAUCUGGCUCAGUGGCAUGAGCUAGUUCCUAAAAUUUUGUUUAUUUUUAUUGUAACAAGUCAUGUAUUUUAGGUCCAAUUAAUAUAAAUGAAUUUUUGUAGUUUAUGUGUAAGGGAUACUUAUCGAUUGCUGCUGUUCUGUUUAUUUUUUGGAAAGGAUAGCUGGAGUUUACUUUGGAACCUCCUGAAGAGCUUCAGUGCUCCUUGGCCUAAUGAAAUCUUUUACCACGAAAAGAGUAUUAUUCUUAUGUCAUAGUAAGAAUAAUCAUUUAAGUACUUGGCAUAAUAAAUGCCUAAAAGACAUUUUAUUUUAUGAAUCUAUUUUUUUCUUGCUAUAGUGGGGAUAUUGUAAAUCAUGCAUUUGUGUUAAUGGUAUUUCUUAAAAAGCAAUAUGUAUAGCAGUCUAAAGACUGUUAUAGACAUCUGUAAAUUCUCUUGUAGGUAUACUGUAGACUUGGUGGAGUCUUAAUCAACAGAUUAUUUUGUCAAUUAUUUAUACAUUGUUAAAACUUUUUAAAAGCUGUUUUGUUUAAUUGAAUAAGUGUCUUUAUUGGAGUGAUAGCUUUGAAGGUGCAUAACUUUAUAUUUGUAUAAAACUCUACUGUUUACAAAGCA